CAGGUGCUUUACUCAUUUUUUUCGUGUGGUUCACAAAAUGACGCGGGGGGUUAGAAUAUGUUAGGGCGCAUGAGUGUGAAAUUGCCAAGUCUGCUGAGGAAGGCAAACAACUACUGUUCUUUCCGUGUUUGGUUUAUUUAUUGUUGGUUUACUUGGCGUUUUAACUAACAAAUUUAAGUUUAAAAUUAGUAUUUAUUUAUUGUUUUUAAUUUGAUUUUCUUUUCAAUCAAAUAAUUUGCAAUGUUAUUACAGUAUUGGCAGUGUUUGUGUCUUAUUUGCAACUUUUAUGCCGCACUGUGAAUUUUAAUUCAACAUUUAAUAAAAAAAAAUAAAGCCACAGUCAUGAAUAAAUUUAUACAAUCUAUAAAGUCAUUUAAAUAAAUAACUAAUUGUUUCAUGAUUAUAACAAAAACUCACGGCUGUCUGGAAACCUCAUAUAUAAAUAAAAAAAAUCUAUUUGAUAUUGAAUCUCAAACACAUCUUAAAAAUUUAUUGGUCGGACUAUAAGGUAAAGCCUUGUCAUUCCGUGCUCUUUUGAAAUGCAUGAUUUCAGACAUUUUUAAGUGCGCGGCUUCAAAGUUUUAUAUAAAUUGCGUGGUUUGUAUACUCAUUUGGAGUCUAAGAGUAAAGCAGACGCACUUAAACUGUCUUCAAUCCCCAAGAUAUUUAAUGGUGAGCCUAAUUUCAAACAAGCAGCUCUAAGAAGACGUGUUAUAGUCCGUUUCAGCGUGUUAAUCGGUGAGGAAAGAAAAAAAAACAACCGUAUAUGCAAGCGCUCGGCGUGCGUGCAUCCGCGAAUCGUCCAACUCCGUGAUAUAUGUUCGUAUUUGUAUCCCAUUGAAGAAAUUUUGGGUGAAUGCACUCGCCGACACCUGCCCGGCAUGGCUGAGCGCCCAUCAGAACGGGUUUACAUGCACACGCGAAUCUGGUAACACAAUAAAAAGAUGGUAUUGGAGUGCGUUUGUCUGUCUGUCUGUCGGGCGAGCGGGCGCGGGCAUCCGUACGAGUGCGCGGCGGUAGAUCCGCUUUUGCCACGGACAGGAUUCGUGGCCAGCGGGCAUCGCUCUGCUGCAAACGCAGCCAUGAGCGGCAAGGAAGAGGACGACGAGCAGGAGGACGCCUUCGAGUACUGCCCGGGCGGAUACCACCCUUUGACCUUUGGGGAGUGGCUAAACCAGGGACGCUACUUCUGCACCAGGAAGCUCGGCUGGGGACAGUUUUCCACCGUCUGGCUCGCAUGGGACAACCUGGAAAAGCGUUUCGUCGCGCUCAAGGUGAUCAAAAGUGCGCAGCAAUAUGCCGACGUUGCCCGGGAUGAAAUGAGAUUGCUGGCGGAAGUAAGGAGGCACCACUCGCAAGAAGGCAUAAUCGGCGCCGACAGAGUGGUCCAAAUGCUGGACAGCUUCACCUUGACGGGACCGAACGGCAAUCACCAAUGUAUGGUCUUCGACGUGCUCGGCGUCACCCUGCUCAAAUUGAUUGCUGAAUCAGACUACAAAGGAAUACCGCUGACACACGUCAAACAAGUGAUCCGUCAGGUCCUGGAGGGGCUGCACUACUUGCACGCUGUAUGCGGCGUCAUCCACUGUGAUAUUAAACCGGAAAACAUCUUGUUGGCAACCACUCAGGACCAAGUGAGGAGACUCGCUGCCGAGGCGUUUGAUCUUGUCGAGUCUGGCCGGUCUCUCCCUGCCUCUUUCACGUGCUCCUGCUCCUUGGCACUGAGACGGAGGAGGUCCUUGUGCUUCUGGGACAAAGUCAGAUACAGUAUCCUUGGUCCAGAGGAUGUGGGACUACCUUCCCACUUGAAGGAUGACACUGACAUGAGACGGCAGUUGCUGGUUGCAGCCGACCCUCUGGGUCCGUCCAGCGUGGUAAUCGCAGACCUAGGCAACGCCUGCUACAUCGACAAUCACUUCUCAGACGAAAUCCAAACGCGCCAGUACCGUUGCUACGAGGUUCUGAUCGGCGGCGAGUACGGGCCCUCCGCGGACAUCUGGAGCGUGGCCUGCGUGGCGUACGAGCUGGCCACCGGCCGCUUUCUCUUCUCGGCGCAGGCCAACGAGCACGGCUCGGUGACGGAAAACCACCUUGCCGCCAUCGAUGCCCUGCUGGGGCCCGUGCCCAAACACAUCGCCCUCUCGGGCCACCUCUCCAGACGGAUAUACAUGCACGACGGACAGCUGCGACCUGACCUCAAGCAGGUGUCCACGAGCAUUGAAAAGCUGCUGAUGAAGGAGUCCGGCAUGGACGCGACCGAGGCUGGAAAGUUCAGUGACUUCUUGAAGUACUUGUUGGACCUGGACUGGAAAAAGAGGCCGUCAGCUUAUGAAGCUUUGCAACAUCCGUGGCUCAAGAACUGAUCGGAAACAUAAAAAUACAAAUAUUAAUAGCAGUGUACAUUUUGUGAUUAAAGCUUAUAAUAAUACAAAAAGCAAUUGCUUGUAAAGCAUGUGUAGCAAUUAAGCCUUAAAUAAAUAAUUUUUAUUGUUCUCUACAGAAAAA
This is a messenger RNA of Cloeon dipterum, 2505 nucleotides long. RefSeq names its product SRSF protein kinase 2-like. NCBI's taxonomy places the organism in Eukaryota, Metazoa, Arthropoda, Insecta, Ephemeroptera, Baetidae. Gene Ontology annotation, biological process: spliceosomal complex assembly; peptidyl-serine phosphorylation; regulation of mRNA processing. The transcript has 5 exons. Bases 945 to 2363 code for a protein of 472 amino acids. Gene Ontology annotation, molecular function: ATP binding; protein serine/threonine kinase activity. The record is from RefSeq and is a predicted model, not a curated record. Gene Ontology annotation, cellular component: nucleus; cytoplasm.